CCUUUCUGACAGCAGCUGUUCGCGGAGCUUCGUCCACUGAUUCAUGUAAUUUACGACUGGAAAGCAACAGGAGGACGAAGCUAUCUCAGUAAAGACUGGGAUAGCUUGGGCAGCAAUGUCACAACUGUAUUAUAAGAAAGCUGACAGCUCCUCGUACAGGGACCGGAUCCCCCUGCGGAUCGUGCGGGCAGAGUCCGAGCUCUCUGCCCUGGAGAGGGCCUACCUGGGGGCUGUGGAGAAGGGGGACUACGCCAGCGUGAAGCAAGCUCUGGAUGAGGCCGAGAUCUACUUCAGGAUCAACAUCAACUGCGUCGACCCCCUGGGACGCACAGCCCUGCUCAUUGCUAUUGAAAACGAGAACCUGGAGAUUAUUGAGCUGCUGCUCAGCUAUAAUGUACAUGUGGGUGAUGCCCUGCUACAUGCCAUCCGUAAAGAGGUAGUGGGCGCCGUGGAGCUGCUGCUCAACCACAAGAAGCCACGUGGGGAAAAGCAGGUUCCACCAAGUCUGCUGAAUAAACAGUUUUCAGACUUCACCCCAGAAAUUACUCCAAUCAUCCUCGCAGCACAAACUAAUAACUAUGAGAUCAUCAAACUGCUCCUGCAGCGAGGGGUUUCUAUACCUCAGCCACAUGCCAUUCGCUGCAACUGUAUGGAGUGCGUGUCCAGUUCGGACGUGGAUGUCCUCCGUCACUCACGUUCUCGUCUUAACAUCUACAAGGCCCUCUCCAGUCCGUCUCUCAUCGCCCUCUCCAGUGAGGAUCCCUUCCUCACGGCGUUUCAGCUCAGCUGGGAGCUGAAGGAGCUCAGCACAGUGGAGAACGAAUUUAAGUCAGAGUAUGAGGAGCUAUCCCGUACGUGUAAACAAUUUGCAAAGGACCUCUUGGACCAAACCCGCAGUUCCCGAGAGCUCGAAGUAAUCCUCAACUACCGUGACAACAUCAACCCUUUGCUGGAUGAGAACACUAAUGACCUGGCCCGACUGAAACUGGCUAUCAAAUAUUCCCAGAAAGAGUUCAUCGCUCAGCCCAACUGCCAGCAGCUGCUGGCAUCUCGCUGGUAUGAUGAAUUCCCAGGCUGGAGGAGGCGUCACUGGGCAGUAAAGCUCAUCACUUGUAUCUUGAUUGGCCUCAUGUUUCCACUGUUAUCCAUCUUCUACCUGAUCGCUCCAAAGAGCCGCUUUGGCUUGUUCAUCCGUAAGCCUUUCAUCAAGUUCAUCUGUCACACUGCUUCCUACCUGACCUUCCUCUUCCUGCUCUUCUUGGCCUCGCAGCAUCUACAGACUGAUAAUCAGGAAAACCGUCAGGGCCCCUCACCCACCCCUGUGGAAUGGAUGAUCCUGCCCUGGGUGCUUGGUUUUUUAUGGGCUGAGAUCAAACAGAUGUGGGACAGUGGUUUUGAGGACUACAUAGAUGACUGGUGGAACCUAAUGGAUUUCAUAAUGAACUCUUUGUAUCUUGCAACCAUUUCUCUGAAGAUUGUUGCAUAUACAAAGUACAAAGGAAUCUGCACAUCCAGAAACAAGUGGGAAAUGUGGCAUCCAACUUUGGUGGCAGAGGCACUGUUUUCCAUCGCCAACAUCUUCAGCUCCUUGCGCCUCAUCAGUCUUUUCACUGCCAACUCCCAUUUGGGGCCUUUACAGAUUUCAUUGGGUCGCAUGCUUCUGGACAUCCUCAAAUUCCUCUUUAUCUACUGUCUAGUGCUGCUAGCCUUUGCCAAUGGCCUCAACCAGCUCUAUUUUUACUAUGAAACAAAUAAUAAUGGGACUUGCAAGGGUAUUCGUUGUAGUGAUCAAAACAACGCUUUCUCAACGCUAUUUGAAACACUGCAGUCAUUAUUUUGGUCUAUCUUUGGCCUGAUUAACCUCUAUGUGACCAACGUGGGGCCGGACCAUAAAUUCACAGAGUUUGUGGGUUCUACUAUGUUUGGCACCUAUAAUAUCAUCUCCCUGGUAGUGCUUCUAAACAUGCUUAUUGCAAUGAUGAAUAACUCCUACCAGCAUAUUGCUGAUCAUGCAGAUAUAGAGUGGAAAUUUGCACGAACAAAAUUAUGGAUGAGCUAUUUUGAAGAAGGAGGAACUUUGCCAUCUCCAUUUAAUAUAAUACCCAGUCCAAAGUCGUCUUAUUAUCUAAUUGGAUGGAUAAAGACCCAUUUAUUUAAGAGACCAAGUACAAAACGUCUUGAAAACUUUGAAACUUUGGGGAGACGUGCAGCUGAAAAUGUAAAAUUAAACCAUGAGUAUCAGGAGGUUUUGAAGAACCUCAUGAAGCGAUAUGUGGCUGCAAUGAUUAGAGAUGCCAAGACAGAGGAGGGAUUGACGGAAGAAAAUUUCAAGGAGCUUAAACAGGAUAUCUCCAGCUUUCGCUUUGAAGUUCUGGGAAUGAUGAAAGGUAAACCUCACGGUGGGCUAGCGGUUAAUAUUGCAAGUACCACCUUGGCUUACCCUGGAAAUUCAUUCAAAUAUUCUCCCAAAUUCCCAACUGACGAGCCUCAACAGAAGCAGGACAUCUUUGACCUGAUCACGACUACCACCACCACCACCCUACAGACCAAAGCUGCCAACACCACCAGGUCUGCUGGCUUUAAUAGGAAAUCUAAUGGUUCCAUCAUUUUAUCCACCACAGGAAAGACUCAAAAAGGGGCAACAAAAGAAGAUUCAAAUGCCGGAUCCCUUCAGAAACAGGAAAAACGCUCUUCUCUGAAAGGCGAUGAAAUCUGUUCAUUGCCAGAGGAAGAAUUGUUGGGAACUGAUAAAGAGAUGCAAGAAAAAUGUCAGAUUGAGAAAAUAGUUGUGGACGUCUCGCAGAAGGAUGAGAAGGAAUUCAACGAGACUAAACAUUUUUGCAGAGAACUCGAUGAGGAUGGGCCGAAAAAAUAUAAAAAUUAA
Molecule: messenger RNA, 2884 nt
Organism: Archocentrus centrarchus (flier cichlid)
Lineage: Eukaryota; Metazoa; Chordata; Actinopteri; Cichliformes; Cichlidae
Gene: trpc4b
Product: transient receptor potential cation channel, subfamily C, member 4b
Exons: 11
Coding region: 116-2884 (922 amino acids)
Biological process (GO): calcium ion transmembrane transport; regulation of cytosolic calcium ion concentration
Cellular component (GO): cation channel complex; plasma membrane
Molecular function (GO): inositol 1,4,5 trisphosphate binding; store-operated calcium channel activity; protein binding
Source: RefSeq, a predicted model, not a curated record